UCAUCGCUCACCUUAUCAAUCAAAACGUCUAUCAUUCUUCAGUUAGUUUUUUCGUUCGUUCACCACACCAACAAUCAAUCAGUUGUGAAAAUGGCGUUAAUAAUGUCGUGUGUGUCGGUUGCAGUUUCAAUAUUAUACACACCGUUUCUCCUUUUAAUAUUGUGUGUGAUAUUUUUAGCUUCUAUCGGCAAAUCUCUUGGUGUUAGGAGACUUUAUGUAAACAUACUACUCAAGCUUUUCGAGUAUGGAAGACAACACAUCGAAGUGGCGAAGAAGGUGCAUCGCAGUGACAGCUCCGAUGAAGACGAGGAGCCAUCAGUACCUGAUGAUAAACCACCUUCAGCCAUUAUCAAAGAGAACGGCACCAACGGCACCAAGAUGACCGUUAUAGAACGGGAGGAGAUCCUGGGACCGUCACCAGAGCUAAAUUACAAACGGAGCAGUAGUCAAGAGAGAGUACAGCAGAAUGGGCACAGGAGCCCUGAAGAGAGGGUGAGUCUAGAGUUCAACUUGUCGCACUGUCUCGACCUGGUGAAGGCGGGCAUGGAGUCGAUCAUAGAGGACCAGGUCACAUCUGUGUUCGAGGCGGAGGAACUGCGCAGCUGGAACCUCCUCACCAGGACUAACAGACAGUACGAAUUCCUGACGUGGCGUUUGACCAUAAUCUGGGCGAUGGGUUUCGUGGUCAGAUACAUGUUCCUGUUGCCGCUCAGGAUCAUGAUAUUCGUCAUCGGGGUGGCGACAAUGCUCGGAAACACCACAAUAAUUAAUUUACUACCGGAAGGGAAGAUACGACGUUUCCUCGGCGAAAUAUCUUACAAGAUGUCUUUUCGUAUAUUGACAAGGAGUGUAUCUCUGGUCGGCAAUUUCCACGACACACAAUACAUGCCGAAAGGCAACGGUUUCUGUGUUGCCAAUCACACCAGCCCGAUCGAUGUUGCCAUGUUGAGCAUCCACACUUGUUUCUCUUUGAUAGGUCAACGUCACGGUGGGUUCUUAGGGCUUUUACAACGCGCCCUCGCUAGGGCUUCCCCCCACAUAUGGUUCGAACGUUCUGAGGUGAAAGACAGACACGCUGUCGCUAAAAGACUAAAGGAGCACAUAUCUGUACCCGACAACCCACCUAUUCUGAUAUUCCCUGAGGGCACGUGCAUAAACAACACAUCGGUGAUGCAGUUCAAGAAGGGAAGCUUCGAAGUUGGCGGCACAAUCUAUCCAGUUGCAAUCAAAUACGACCCCCGGUUCGGUGACGCGUUCUGGAACAGUUCCCGUUACGGGAUGUUGCACUAUUUGCUGAACAUGAUGACGUCAUGGGCGAUAGUUUGCGACGUUUGGUACCUGCCGAGUAUGAGGCGGGCGGCCAACGAGAGCGCGGUCGAUUUCGCCAAUCGAGUUAAAGCUGUAGUCGCGAGACGUGGAGGACUGGUAGACCUACAGUGGGACGGCCAACUAAAAAGAAUGAAGGCGAAGAAAGAAUGGCGGGAACUACAACAAGAAGAGUUCAGUAAAAGGCUAAAAGGGGAAUAAAAUCACGUAACAGUGACCAUACGAAAUAACAGUGAUUGUUGUGAAUAAAUACGAACAUAUUAAAAAUCACAGACUAUGCGACUGAAUGAACUAGUGUUGUGACUUUUAUUAAGCGGUUUGUUUUGUUGAAAUAAAAAAGGUUUUUUUUCUAAUAUUAUACAUACAUGUAAAAAAAUAGAUUUGUGAGUGAGAUAUCACGUGAGAGUGCGAUUGAGAUGGUAUGUAUGUCUGUAUCUAUCUUUUAUAAUGGCUAUGAAAAAAGUGAUUUGUAAGUGUAGUUUAUACUGUUUAGAUAGAAUUUUGUGACAAACAUACCGCACAUUUAUAGUAAUAUAUAGUUAUUGUAAAGGGUUAUAUUUAAAUAAAAUUACUUUUUCUAUCUGUAACGCUGUAUACUUAGAAUUAAUCAUAAAUUAUUUAUUUGAGUCUCUAGUUAUGAUAUUUUGUAUUAAAAACAA
This is a messenger RNA of Diatraea saccharalis (sugarcane borer), 1985 nucleotides long. The record is from the annotation of a GenBank genome assembly. Lineage: Eukaryota; Metazoa; Arthropoda; Insecta; Lepidoptera; Crambidae.